GUUUGAACCGAACAUUGCCCCUCGGAGUGUAGCCAGACAGCUCAAUUCAUCAAUACCGCCUCGCUGCCAUCAAACCACAUCAUGACGUCAAACGGCACAAACGGAGGAGCCGAGGUUGGGUCAGGGGAGGAAAGGCGUAAGGGCAAGGCGACACCCGAUACCCUUAAGGUGGGCUGCAUCGCUAUCGUUACGAAAGACGGGCAUCCUCGACGCGCCGAAAUCCUCAGCAUCAAGGAAACAAAGAGCGGCAAGCAGUUCUACUGCAACUUCGACAACUUCAACAAGCGGUUAGAUGAGUGGGUUCCAGUCUCGAGAAUCGACUUCGAUCAGGACGUUGAGUGGCCCAACCCGGACAAGGACAAGCAGAAAGACGCCAAGAAUAAGAAGUCGACGGUGUCGAAGAAGUCGCAGCCACCCAAGAAGGCACAGAAGAGGGUCGGCAAGCGGGAGGAGUCCGUCGCGUCCGAAGGCCAGACACCGCACCCCUGGACCGAGUUCGUCGAAUCCCAGAACAAAGCAGAUGGGGAGGACAGAGCAAAUGCGAGCUUGGAGGUCGGGGCGACGCCCACGGUCGGGCCGGACGAGAUGGAACUGGACGAGGACGAGACGCCGGCCAGCGCUGCGAAGAAGGAGCACUUGCAACCGUUCAGCCGAGAACAGGAAAUCGAGAAGCUGCGGACGUCAGGCUCCAUGACACAGAACCCGGCCGAGAUAUCGCGCAUCCGUAAUAUAUCGAAGGUGGAAUUUGGCAGGCACGUCCUCUUCCCCUGGUACUUCUCUCCAUACCCGGAGGUCUUCAGCCAGGAGGACUGCAUCUACAUCUGCGAGUUCUGUCUGAGCUACUACGGCGACCUCAAGGCGUUCACACGGCAUCGCAUGAAGUGCACGCUGCAACACCCGCCAGGGAACGAGAUCUACCGCGACGACUUCAUAUCCUUCUUCGAGAUCGAUGGCAGGCGACAGCGGACAUGGUGUCGCAACCUGUGUCUCCUUUCCAAAAUGUUCCUCGACCACAAGACCCUAUACUAUGAUGUGGACCCGUUCCUCUUCUAUGUCAUGACCACGAGGGACGACAGGGGAUGCCAUAUGAUCGGCUACUUUUCGAAGGAAAAGGAGAGCGCGGAUGGGUACAACGUCGCGUGUAUUUUAACGAUGCCGCAGUACCAGAGGAAAGGAUACGGACGGCUGUUGAUUCAGUUCUCGUACGAGCUCUCCAAGAUUGAGGGCAAGCUGGGGUCGCCCGAGAAGCCGCUCUCGGAUCUGGGCCUCUUGAGUUACCGGCAGUACUGGUCGGAAAACAUCAUCGACCUGUUGCUUGGAUAUAGCGAGCGCGAGGAGAAGUGCACGAUCGAAGGCAUCGCGUCGGCGCUCGCCAUGACGACGCAAGAUGUUGAGCACACGCUGCAAGCGCUCAAGAUGCAGAUCUACCACAAGGGCGAGCACAAGAUUGUGAUUCCCGAGAAGCUUGUGCAGCAGCGGGAGAGGUCCAGGGCCAAGCAGAAACGGGUCAUCAACCCAGACCAGAUUCAGUGGAAACCGCCAGUCUUCACGGCGGCUAGCAGGACGUGGGCAUGGUAGUUUGUAGGGGAAAGAGGACAGCGUCGGGAUAGCCACGGGAGCUAGGACGACUGACUACCUACCUAUUGUGCACUGUAUACUAAUAUAUACGACUCAGCCGGAUUUGAUUCAUCUAGCUCCUCUGUAUACUGCACAGAUGGCCUUCGGAGCGCUUGCAUACACUUCAGAGCAUGCUUGAAUAUGCAUUUAUGCGUGAGAGGAUGUGGAUACUGGGCAUUCAUCUAUGUAAAGGGGUAAUUUAAG
Messenger RNA from Chaetomium strumarium, 1821 nucleotides. RefSeq names its product histone acetyltransferase-like protein. Gene Ontology annotation, molecular function: histone H4K16 acetyltransferase activity; transcription coregulator activity. Lineage: Eukaryota; Fungi; Ascomycota; Sordariomycetes; Sordariales; Chaetomiaceae. Gene Ontology annotation, cellular component: chromatin; MSL complex. The record is from RefSeq and is a predicted model, not a curated record. Gene Ontology annotation, biological process: positive regulation of transcription by RNA polymerase II; negative regulation of DNA-templated transcription. The coding region runs from base 82 to 1578 and encodes 498 amino acids. The transcript has 2 exons.